This is a messenger RNA of Melozone crissalis (California towhee), 1089 nucleotides long. Its product is annotated as sulfotransferase 6B1-like. Gene Ontology annotation, cellular component: cytoplasm. The record is from RefSeq and is a predicted model, not a curated record. NCBI's taxonomy places the organism in Eukaryota, Metazoa, Chordata, Aves, Passeriformes, Passerellidae. Gene Ontology annotation, molecular function: sulfotransferase activity. Gene Ontology annotation, biological process: sulfation. The transcript is spliced from 8 exons. Bases 1 to 1089 code for a protein of 362 amino acids.
AUGAAUCUGCAUGGGCAGAUCAGUGCACUAUGUAAGGGCCAUCUGGCACUGUCCUGUAGCUGUCCCAGAAAUGUCUCCAGCCUCCUUCUGCAAAGCUCCAAUACCAGCAUUUCACACUGUGACAGAGGCUGCGUGAGAGAGAGAACAAGAAUGGCGACCAGGAAAACAUUUAUUGGUUUGGUAGAUAACGCAUUAGCAGCUUCCAACUCAUUGCAUCGUGAUCAAUUGCUCUUUUCUUACAAGGGAAUUCUCUACCCUAGAACUCUUUACAGUCCUGAAGUGUUCAAAGCCUUGGAGUCUUUUGAAGCCAGAAGAGAUGAUGUAAUUUUGGCAGGAUAUCCUAAAUCUGGCACAAACUGGCUAAGUCAAAUCUUAACUGAUCUGAUAGCCAUAUCUCAAAAGAAAACACCUGGUAGUGAAAGCAGUGUGAAUGCUGAAGAACAAGAAGAAUUCCCCUACCUUGAAAUUGGAGAUCUUGAGAAAUAUGAGCGAAUGAGCAAAUUACCUUCUCCAAGAUUCAUGGUUACUAAUCUCCGCCCUGAAAAACUUCCCAAAUCUAUCUUCCAAAACAAUGCCAAGAUAUUGUUACUGAUUCGUAAUCCAAAAGAUGUUGCUACAUCUUAUUACCAUUUUUCCAAUGGCGUGGCUACUGUUCCCUCCUAUGAGACCUGGGAUGAUUUCUUCACGGAUUUCAUGGCAAAGAAAACGGCCUGGGGAUGCUACCUUGAAUACCUUUCUGAAUGGAACAAAUAUGCUGACAAAGAAAAUAUUAUGACAAUAACUUAUGAAGAGGUAAAAGAGAAUCGUGCCCAGGUUGUGAAAAACAUAGCCACGUUCUUUGGAAUUCCUCUGACUGAGGAACAGCUCCAGCUGGUGGUAGAGAGGAGCAGCUUCCAGUCUAUGAAGAAAAACUCAGACAAGACUCAUGGGUCAUUUGGCAAUGUUCUCUUUCGCAAAGGUGGUGUAAGUGACUGGAAGAACCAUUUCACUGAAGAUCAGAGUAAGAAAAUGGACAAAGCAUUUGAAGAACAUAUAGCAGGAACGAAACUUGGGAAAAAGUUGAAGUAUGACUUGUACUGCAAAGCCUGA